Agrilus planipennis (emerald ash borer) is the source of this 1352-nucleotide messenger RNA. RefSeq lists its product as uncharacterized. The transcript has 7 exons. Gene Ontology annotation, cellular component: preribosome, large subunit precursor; Las1 complex. Gene Ontology annotation, biological process: maturation of 5.8S rRNA; maturation of LSU-rRNA. Gene Ontology annotation, molecular function: endonuclease activity. The record is from RefSeq and is a predicted model, not a curated record. Bases 96 to 1247 code for a protein of 383 amino acids. NCBI's taxonomy places the organism in Eukaryota, Metazoa, Arthropoda, Insecta, Coleoptera, Buprestidae.
AACUUAAGAAGAAGAAGUAACUCUAACCUCGUUUUAUUAACCUAAUAUAUCCGUAAUUUCUGAUGUAAUUACGCCGGUAAAGGAGCUUAAUUAGAAUGUCUUCUUAUAGAAAAAAUAAUGAUAACAAAAUGUUGGUGCCUUGGUUUAAUCGUGCGGAAUGGUGCUACGUCUACGAUAUGAUUUAUAGUGAUUCAGAUGACCGAAAUCGUGCUGUAGAAAUAAUUAAAUUAUGGAAAUUGCGAGUACCUAAACUACCAAGUGGUGUUGAGGGCACACUAAUAAUUUUAGAGGCCCUGUUACAAAAUACUGAUAUAGCUGACGAUAACUUACGCCUCUUGUAUGGAACAUCUAUAAUGAGAUUUUUGAAUAUUUGUGGCGCAUAUACGGACAAGCAAGAGUCAUUCUACAAGACUGCAAAGAAAAAUAAAUUACCAGAUUGGUUAAUUGAUCUACGUAAUGACUUAGCCCACGACCAGAAAAUCCCAUCAGAAUGUGUUUUAAAAUUAGGUUUAGAAUAUUGCUUAAAUUGGUUAAAAACUACUUAUUGGGAUGAGCAAAAAGAUAUACUAAUGGAUUAUACAGUUAGUGAAGAAAAUUUAAAUAUUGAGAAGUUAAGAAUUGCUGUUCCUCUUUACUGCAAAUUAAAUGAUUUAAGACAUUUAUACCCUCAAAACAAUACCAUUGAGAAAGCAAUGGGGCCAAAUAAUGAAAUAUNACCUUGCUUUCAAUAUCUCCGUUUCGAGUUUGAGAAAAAAAAGAAAAAACGACACGAUUUCAAAGUCGAACGUGACAUUGGUGAAGUCAAAGUAGAUGUAGAAAUAUUUGAAGAUCACCCNCUAAAACCUGAUUUAAUUGAAAAUUUGAAGACUUUGCAAGAUGAAAUUCUAUCGAAUCCUAAUGAAUACUCUUUAAACUUUGUAGAGACGUACUUAACUUUACUUCAACAUCCUCAAGAAUUUGUAAACGACACUUUGGCUGCAAUCAGAAACUAUACAAUCCCUAAAACCAAAUCAGAAGAAACUGGGCUACAUUCCAUUGAAGAAUUUGAAGAAUAUAUGGAUGAUAUAACAGCUAGCGCUUUUUUAGACGAUUUUAUUCACGAUAUGUCCACACAAGGCACUGGAAUCGAAAAUAAUAGUUCCAAAAAAUGGGAAUUAGUAAAAGAUACAAGUAUCUUUGAGGGCUGCCCUUUAGGGGUUUUAACUUAUCAAACUCGAGAAAAUAAUCCACUAUUGACACUUUUGUAGUUCGUACAUAUAUGCUUUACUUUAAUAGAAUAGGUAAUUUUGUUAAAAGCAUUUGCUUUCAAUAUUAAACAUUUUGUACUGGAAGGGAAUUAAAAACAAAGAAUU